Molecule: messenger RNA, 2755 nt
Organism: Brassica napus (rape)
Lineage: Eukaryota; Viridiplantae; Streptophyta; Magnoliopsida; Brassicales; Brassicaceae
Product: mitogen-activated protein kinase kinase kinase 7-like
Exons: 3
Coding region: 600-2744 (714 amino acids)
Biological process (GO): protein phosphorylation
Molecular function (GO): ATP binding; protein kinase activity
Source: RefSeq, a predicted model, not a curated record
AAGAGUUGAAGUUCUGAAAAAGAAAAACAGAGGACCAUGUGGACGAAUUUCAUAUUAUUAUUUUCCCUCCUUUGUGGUUCAAACUCUAAAUUGAUUACAAUAUUUUUUUCUUGUUAAAAUUUACAUUUAUUUAAUAAAUAGUUACGACGAAGUCGCGGGAACAUAAAUGGCUCCCAGAGAGUGCGGACAACGGCAAAACACAAACACAAACCAAAUCAAGCCUGUUCCAAUGUUUUCUUUUUUGCAAUUAAUAAAAAGAUUUUCUGGAGAAAACAUUUUUCUGCUUUCUCUUCAAAACCGUUACAUUGAGACAGCGAAAACCUUCGAGGAGAUUUUUUUUCUAGGGACUUUCAGAAGAAAGCAGCAAACCCUAAAGAGAUAAAAGGGAAACUAAUUUACUUUUUUUUUUCUUUUCUUUUUGAAACUUCUUCUGAUUCAAAGUUAUAUAGGUAAGAUCUAGGUUGGAGAUCGUUUAUGUUUUGCUCGGAAUCAAUUACUCGAGUAUGUGAUUUCAAAUAAUCCAAACAGAACUCAACGAUCCUUGAAGAACAAGGAUCUUCAUUACAGACAACCUUAGUUCCACCAUUUACAAGCCUUUGAUGGAGCAAUUUAGGCAAAUCGGCGAGGUUCUUGGAAGCUUAAACGCGCUUAUGGUGUUACAAGACGAUAUCUUGAUCAACCAAAGACAAUGCUGUUUGUUGUUAGAGAUUUUCAGUUUGGCGUUCAGCACCGUAGCGGAAGAUAUCAGACAAAACUUGAAGCUCGAAGAGAAGCAUUCCAAAUGGAGAGCCCUUGAACAGCCUUUGAGAGAGCUCUACAGAGUGUUUAAAGAAGGUGAAAUGUACGUUAGAAAUUGCAUGUCUAAUAAAGAUUGGUGGGGCAAAGUAAUCAACUUUCAUCAGAACAAAGAUUGUGUUGAGUUUCACAUACACAACUUGUUCUGUUACUUUCCCGCCGUGAUCGAGGCGAUAGAGACAGCUGGAGAGAUCUCUGGUCUCGACCCUUCUGAGAUGGACAGAAGGAGAGUUGUCUUCUCUAGAAAGUACGAUAGAGAGUGGAAUGAUCCUAAGCUGUUUCAGUGGAGGUUUGGGAAACAGUAUCUGAUUCCCAAGGAUAUUUGUAGCCGCUUUGAGCAUUCAUGGAGAGAGGACAGAUGGAAUCUAGUGGAGGCGUUACAAGAGAAGAGAAAGUCCAAGAGCGAUGAGAUUGGGAAGACCGAGAAGCGUUUAGCUGACUUUCUGUUGAAGAAACUAACCGGUUUGGAACAGUUUAACGGUAGGCUCUUCCCGAGUUCGAUACUCGUUGGCUCCAAAGAUUACCAAGUGAGGAGGAGACUAGGCGGUGGUGGCCAGUACAAGGAGAUUCAAUGGUUAGGUGAUUCUUUCGUGCUGAGACAUUUUUUCGGAGAUCUUGAGCCUUUGGAUGCGGAGAUAUCUUCUCUGUUAUCGCUAUGUCACUCGAAUAUACUUCAGUACCUAUGUGGAUUCUAUGACGAAGAGAAGAAAGAAUGUUCUCUGGUAAUGGAGUUAAUGCACAAAGAUUUGAAAAGCUACAUGAAGGAGAAUUGUGGACCUAGAAGAAGAUAUCUCUUCUCUGUUCCCGUUGUGAUUGAUAUAAUGCUUCAGAUCGCGCGAGGCAUGGAGUAUCUUCAUUCAAAUGAGAUCUUCCAUGGAGACUUGAAUCCAAUGAAUAUUCUUUUGAAAGAGAGAAGUCACACCGAAGGUUACUUCCACGCCAAGAUAUCCGGUUUCGGUUUGAACUCGGUCAAAACUUUUACUCGAGCUUCCUCUAGACCAACCACACCUGCUCCUGUGAUAUGGUAUGCACCUGAGGUUCUAACAGAGAUGGAACAAGAUCUCAAAGGUAUAACAGUUCCGAGAUCAAAGUUUACUCAUAAAGCUGAUGUGUAUAGCUUUGCAAUGGUGUGUUUUGAGCUUAUAACCGGUAAAGUACCAUUUGAAGAUAGUCAUCUACAAGGAGAUGAGAUGGGUAAGAACAUAAGAAGGGGAGAUAGACCUCUCUUCCCAUUCCCUUCCCCUAAAUACCUUGUUAGUCUUAUCAAACGGUGUUGGCACUCAGAACCUAGCCAGCGUCCCACUUUCUCUUCCAUUUGCCGGAUACUACGAUACAUAAAGAAGUUCUUAGUUGUGAAUCCGGAUCAGGGUCACAUUCAAAUCCAAACUCCGCUUGUUGAUUGUUGGGACUUGGAAGCAAGAUUCUUGAGAAAGUUCUCAAUAGAGACAGGGUCUCACGCGGAGUCCGUGAUGCAAAUACCGUUCCAGCUUUACUCGUACAGGGUCGCAGAGAAGGAGAAGAUGAGUCCAAACUUGAACAAAGAAGAGAGUUCGGACACAGGAGGUGAGUCUGCAUCAGAAAGCGUUUCAGAUCCACCAACAACGCCGAAGUAUACAAAGUCAUUGUGCUUAGAUGCAAUAUCGGAAUACUCAGAGUCGGAUACAAGAUCAGUUUACUCAGAGGCUCCCACGAAAAAGAUCUCAUCAGCUCUAAAGAAAAGUGGUGACAUGGCCAAACUCAGAAGAAACUCAAGCACAGGUUUACGGUCAACAGGAUCAUCGCCAGUAAAGCCAAGACCAGCACCAAACGUGACAUUGCCGUUAAGUCCGUUCGGAAGAAACAGCAAAGCAAGGAAGGAUACAAGAUUGCCUUUGAGUCCUAUGAGUCCUUUAGGCCAUGGAAGACGCAGACAUCUCUCUGGUCCUGCUUCGGACUCUGAGCUAACUUAGCUUUUGAAACC